CGUCACCCGGAAGCGGAAGCGCCAGUGAGAGUGAGCUGUCGCUCCGCAGCUCGUGUUUUGGUUCCGGAUGUCGAACUCAGCGGGUCCGGCCCGGUCCCGGUCCCGGUUCGGGCCGCGGGUCUCCAUGCUGCUGCUGGACCUGCUGCUGCUGCUGGCGGUUCUGACCCGUCCCGCCUCGGCGGGCUCGGAACCGGGGAAGUGGGUCGUGGACGUUGACAGCGAGAGCCUGAAGAAGCAGACGUUCUUCCUCUUCUCCAAGACUCUGUUCAACAACAGCUUAAUCUACCUGAAAGCUUCGGCGCAGAACUGCGACUCAGCGUCUCCGGCGCAGUUCAACGUCUCCUGGUAUCUGAGGAACUCGCACUGUUACAACGAGGUCUUCGAGUUGGACUCCAAACGCGCUGCGAGCUACUUCAGGUCCACUGAUGUCCGGGUGGAGGGAGGAAGCGGGUUCUACGUCUUCCACCAGUAUCCCGUCGUCACCUGCCAGGCCAACAUUAACCUGCACACGCAGGUCGGUGACCAGAAACGGAUCCGGCUGACAGAACCGCCGCCGCUUCAGCCAGUCACGGAGAAGAGUCCAGGGAGGAGGCGGAGGGCGGUGGAGCCUCCAAAACCAAAGCCUGUUGCAGCAGAAGAUGCUGUCGCUCCCAAAGAGAAUCCCUCCAGCCCAAACUUCAACGUGGUGGCCGAGAGCUGGGAGGACGGACCGUACAUGUUGAUCCUGCACAUCCAGGAGGUCAACAGGAACCGGGCCCCCGAACCCGCCGGGGCUGGCACCGCCCCGCCCUGGAGUCUGCAGCUCCAGGUCAGCAUGAAGGGACCGCACGACUACAUGUCGGCCUCCGAGUGGCCGCUGAUGCUGUUCUACAUGGUGAUGUGCAUCGUGUACGUGCUGCUGGCCGUGUUCUGGCUGGUUCUGUCCGCCUGCUACUGGAGGGACCUGCUGCGGAUCCAGUUCUGGAUCGGGGGCGUCAUCUUCCUGGGCAUGCUGGAGAAGGCCGUCUACUACGCCGAGUUCCAGAGCAUCCGCUACGACGGCCUGUCCGUCCAGGGGGCCGUGGUGUUCGCCGAGAGUCUCUCCGCCGUCAAGAGGACUCUGGCCCGGGUGCUCGUCAUCAUCGCCAGCCUGGGAUACGGCAUCGUCAAGCCUCGGCUCGGAGCGCUGCUGCACCGGGUGGUCGGCGUCGGCCUGUUCUACCUGGUCUUCUCCAUCGUCGAGGGAAUCCUGCGCGUCAACGCCGGCCGAGGAGACAACACCAGCAGCAGGUUCCUGUGUGACAUCGUUCUGGCCUUGACGGACUCCUGCGUGGUCUGGUGGAUCUUCGUGAGUCUGGCUCAGACGAUGAAGCUGCUGAAGCUGCGGAGGAACGUGGUGAAGCUCUCGCUCUACAGACACUUCACCAACACGCUCAUCUUCGCCGUCAUCGCCUCCAUCAUCUUCAUCAUCUGGACGGCCAAGACCUUCCGGAUGUCCAAGUGUCAGUCGGACUGGAGGGAGCUGUGGAUAGACGACGCCUUCUGGCGCUUCCUGUUCUCCCUCAUCCUGCUGGUCAUCAUGUUCCUAUGGCGACCGUCGGCCAGCAACCAGAGGUACGCCUUCAGCCCCCUGGUGGACGAGGAGAGCGAGGACGAGGAGAAGGAGCCCAUGAUGACCGAGGCCUUCGAGGGGAUGAAGAUGCGAGGCGCCAAGAACGAGACCAACGGCUCGGCCAAACCCAGCAAAGUGGACGAGGAUCUGAAAUGGGUGGAGGAGAACAUCCCGUCAUCCAUGGCAGACGUCGCCCUGCCGCCCCUGCUGGACUCGGAUGAGGAAACCGUGACGACCAAGUUUGAGAUGUCCAAGAUGGAGUGAAGCAGCAGAGGAGGAAUGAAGAGGAGGUGAUGAAGAUGAACUGAGGGAUGAAGAAGAGAUGGUGGAGGAGUUGAUGAAGAGGAGGGGGUGGUUCCAGACGCGUCCUGAGCUCCACUGGCGGUGAAGAAGUCGUCGCCGCGGCGACGCGGGUCCUUUUAUUUGUUGUUUUCACUGCGUCUCCGUGGUUCCGACCCGUGAACCGAGACGUGGUUUUUAUUUUUUACUUCCAGAAGUUUCUGCUGCAGCGGUGCAGCGGGUUUCCCUCUGCAGCGUUAGGGUUUCUGUCCGGUCCGGUUCCACGUUUGUCUUAUUUCUGAUCGGUGAGCGGCUCCAACCCCCCUGGCGUCGGGUUCUGGGACGUCUGAUGUGAGAAAACCGAGCUGGACGCCGUCGAGUCGCCGUCCGGCACCGUUUGUACCAGAACCGACCCGUCUCACGACUCGCCGAGUAAAAUAAAUGACCCACAAUUAAUUUCACCUUUACGAGGUCACCGGGUAAAAGAGUUGAAACCGGAGCUGCUGAUUAAAUGUUAAAUCUGUGACAUCAUUGUACGCUGGCCCGGCUCCACCCGGCUCUGCAAACGGAUCCCAGACCAACCCGUCUCAAGAUUCUGCCCGCUUUUGAAUUUACAACAAAUUAAAUAAAAAAAAAGAUACAUACGGGAUCUUUUCUAAAAUUGUAGCUUCUUUCUUUACUUUUUAAAGUCCUAAUAAAAUAAAAUGUUUGUUUUGUUUGUCUCGACCACAGAAAAGACUUCCUGGUGGGCGGGGCCUCGUCGGCCACUGACCAAUCAGAGCAGAGCUCAGCUUUCAGGACCCAGGUCGGUGUCACCAGGUACCGACCCGGUUACUGCCACGUUUAAACUUUACUGUUGUUACAUUAUCACACACAAACACGGGUUGGCGGUUCCGGUCGGGUCCAGACGCUCGUCAGUCGCUCGCUGUGAAAAGCUCCUAAUAAUCAGUCUGAAGGAAGAAGUGUGUUUUUCUUGUUGUUGAUGUUUUUUUGUAAACGUUUGAGAUUCGUGCCGGAGACAGAAGUUCUGUUUCACCUCUGGUUCUGUAGAACUCCGUCCUGUCGGGUCUGUAAAUAAAUUAAAUUAAUAAAAGGUUUGGAAAGUAA
Cololabis saira (Pacific saury) is the source of this 2977-nucleotide messenger RNA. It is a transcript of the gene tmem87a, whose product is annotated as Transmembrane protein 87A-like. Bases 68 to 1855 code for a protein of 595 amino acids. The record is from RefSeq and is a predicted model, not a curated record. Gene Ontology annotation, cellular component: Golgi apparatus; membrane. The transcript has 21 exons. Gene Ontology annotation, biological process: retrograde transport, endosome to Golgi. Lineage: Eukaryota; Metazoa; Chordata; Actinopteri; Beloniformes; Belonidae.